Syzygium oleosum is the source of this 1234-nucleotide messenger RNA. Its product is annotated as ferric reduction oxidase 6-like. Gene Ontology annotation, molecular function: oxidoreductase activity. Lineage: Eukaryota; Viridiplantae; Streptophyta; Magnoliopsida; Myrtales; Myrtaceae. The transcript has 5 exons. The record is from RefSeq and is a predicted model, not a curated record. Gene Ontology annotation, cellular component: plasma membrane. The coding region runs from base 1 to 960 and encodes 319 amino acids.
AUGGUUGGCGGCGGGGCGGGCGGCGACGGCCCGAGCGGCUGCGAGGCGGCCUCUGUUGAAGGGCCUUACGGGCAUGAAUUGCCUUACCAUCUGACAUAUGAAAACCUCAUCCUGGUGGCUGGAGGCAUUGGGAUAUCCCCCUUUUUGGCUAUCUUGAGUGAUAUACUUCAUCUUACAAAGCAAGGAAAACCAUGCGUACCCAAGAAUAUAUUAGUCAUUUGGGCCAUCAAAAAAUCAGAUGAGCUCCCUAUACUUUUCACUCUCGAUGCAGAGUCGAUCUGCCCUCACUUUUCUGAGAAACUAAAUCUCCAAGUCUGUGUUUAUGUCACACGGGAAUCUGAUCCUCCUCUGGAAGAAGGUAAAUUUUACAAGGGCAUUAGCUCUUCCAUGUCUCCUCCAUCCAAGGGUAGCUGCAUGUCUGUUCUAGUUGGCACUGGAAACCGGGUGUGGUCUGGGGUUUAUGUCAUCCUGUCCGUGGUCGGCUUUGCCAUAUUGUUGGCCCUGCUGGACAUCUUCUACAUAAACCCUAUGAACAUAGUCUCAUGGUGGUACAAAGGCCUCUUGCUUGUAGGAUGCAUGUUUUCCAGUAUGAUCAUAUUUGGAGGCCCUGUCAUCUAUCUAUGGCGUGUCUGGGAAAAAAGAAUUCUAGAUGUGGAAGAAUCUGCAGAUGCCAGGAAGGAUGAAGCGUUGCAGCACAGUGCCAGUGUUUAUAUAACGCAGGAAAACUUAGUCCCAAAAGACCGUGCUGUUGCGAGGAGAAUGUAUUAUGGCACUAGACCAAACUUUGAAGAAAUUUUUACAUCUGAGUCCGAGCGCUGGGGCAAUGUUGACAUUGGCGUAAUCGUGUGUGGUCCUGAGACUCUUCAGUCGAGUGUUGCCAGAGAAUGCAGGUCGCAGAACUUAAGGAGGGGGUCACUUCGGCCGGUCUUCCAUUUCAACAGCCAUAGUUUCGAUCUGUAGCUACUUUACUAUCGCUCAUCACUCGUGUCUGUACCAAACUCGAAAGAUCCAAUUGGGAGCAUUGAUAAGCCUACACUACUGAUGCAAUAUACUGUGAAUACAAUCCUUAUCAUAUAGGAUCAGAUAUCGUUGUAAUGUCAAAUAAGGCAGUAUUCUGUCACCUAGGUAGAUGAGUAGUGUGCUCUGGAUCUAAUAUGUGAGGCACACACAGUUGUAUAUUGGUGGACAUUAUUACAGUAAUGUACUGAUUACAUGUAAAAAUGCUUUUAGCCUA